Messenger RNA from Vespa mandarinia (Asian giant hornet), 631 nucleotides. RefSeq names its product venom peptide SjAPI-2-like. Lineage: Eukaryota; Metazoa; Arthropoda; Insecta; Hymenoptera; Vespidae. The record is from RefSeq and is a predicted model, not a curated record.
GAUAAAAAGUAGGGUUUGCUAACAUAAAUUCUACAGUACCGGACGAACGACCUUUCCGAUAGGUUAGAAUUCUGAAAAAAAUUUUAUCAAUUAAAUAUAAUAGUUCUAAAUCGUCAUGUACCGCCUUUCAACGAUCAUCUUUCUACUUUCCCUAUCUAUCGCAUGUAUAGAUUUCGCGUCAGCCAAUUGCGGACCUAACGCUUUUUAUUCCGAUUGUGGUAGCAUAUGUCCUAUCACAUGUGAGAACUAUAAUGAUCCACCUGAAAUCUGUGCUGAUGUAUGUAUAAGAAAAUGUGUAUGCAAACAAGGAUAUAUAUUAAACAAAAAAGGAAAAUGCGUUUUACCAAGUGAAUGUUAGAAUGUUGCAAAGAUUAUUAAGAACUUAAGCGAACGUUUAUUUAGUAAUCUUACAUUCCAUAUGGAAUUAAAGAUAUGGAAUAUCGUGUGCUUUAUCGCACAUGCAUAUACGCACAUAUGCACAGACGUACACAUGCACACACGUGCGCACAUAAAAAAUAAUAAAAUAUGAUUAUAUAGUAAUAUAUUUCUUCAAUUAUUAUUUCAUCGAAAAUUGUUUAUUAUUAAUUAAUUCGAUUGUAAAGUGCAAGUAAACAUGCCUUUUUUUGUUUUC